Megalops cyprinoides (Indo-Pacific tarpon) is the source of this 1198-nucleotide messenger RNA. It is a transcript of the gene asgr1a, whose product is annotated as asialoglycoprotein receptor-like 2. NCBI's taxonomy places the organism in Eukaryota, Metazoa, Chordata, Actinopteri, Elopiformes, Megalopidae. Bases 129 to 1037 code for a protein of 302 amino acids. The record is from RefSeq and is a predicted model, not a curated record. The transcript is spliced from 9 exons.
CACCAGAGGUGAGCUCAGACACUGCUGCUGUAUGAGCACCACAUGUCUGAAUUUUACCAUUGAGUAGAUCUUCUUUAAGCUCCACAACAAGCAUUGACUGAUCCUCUGCAUCUGACCAGCGGGUGCCAAUGAAGGAGGCGGGGGACGCAGCUAAAGGCACUGACAUCGCCUACAAAGAGUAUCAGGACGACUUUGAAAACAUGGAUCCCAACGAAGAGAGGGCCUUCUGGAGAAAAGAAUCAAUGCCCAGGCUUGGAGUGGCUCCCCCUGCUGGUCGACCCAUGUGGCAACUGUGCGCUGUCCUGACGGUUUCAGCCAUUCUCCUGCUCGCCCUCAUCAUCACCGUGUCCGUCAGCAACGUGAAGGUGGACAGGAAGUUCACAGCCCUGGAAAAGACAGUGGCCAACCUCAGUGCCUCUGUGGCUUCCAUCACUUCCAAGAUGGCGGACACCAAACACAGUGACAAUCUCAACAGAGAAAUCAAUGCAGUGAAAACCUCUCUGAAAAACACUGAACGUGUGCUGACCUCAGUCAUGACGGGAAUGGAUGCACUGGAACCUCUGAAGAGGACCGUCUCUGAGCUGAAAUGUUCCCUGGAGAAAUUUAUUAAGAACGUAACCACUGAGGGCUGCUGCCCGCAUGACUGGGUGUGGUACUCUUCCGCCUGCUUCUUCUUUUCGGAUGAAGGCAUGGCCUGGGAGUCGGCCCGUGACCACUGCAGCAGCUUUGGUGCCUCAUUGGUCAUCAUGAAGGACGACGCCAAGUGGAACUUUGUAGCAAAGAGGACAAAGCCACUUUAUUACUGGAUCGGCCUGACAGAUGAGAGGACUGGCGAGUGGGAGUGGGUGGACGGGACACCGUACUACAUGAACAGGAGGCAAUGGAAGCCAGGCCAGCCAGACGACUGGACGGCGCACGGGUUGGGGGGAGGUGAAGACUGCGCCCACCUACACGAUGACGGCAGGCUCAACGACGACCACUGCUCCCGCCAAUACCGCUUUGUCUGCGAGAAGCCCGUUGAGUCGACAUCAGGCUGAGGAAAAGGAAAGAAAUUAUGACAAAUUAUGAAGCUGUAACACUGGAAGUUUUGUGACUUUGUUACCUUAGCUAAGCCAAAAAAGACAAUAAGAACUUAAGAACAUAUUAUGACGAGAACAGGCCAUUCAGCCCAACUAAGCUCGCCAUUUCAAUUAAAGAG